This is a messenger RNA of Aspergillus niger, 315 nucleotides long. RefSeq lists its product as uncharacterized. The transcript is spliced from 3 exons. The record is from RefSeq and is a predicted model, not a curated record. Lineage: Eukaryota; Fungi; Ascomycota; Eurotiomycetes; Eurotiales; Aspergillaceae. The coding region runs from base 1 to 315 and encodes 104 amino acids.
AUGAUAGCCGAGACGGAUGAAGAAUCCGCAUACUCUAAGACCUUCACAUCCUGGGUGGGUGCAUUACCUGGCUGGAGCAUGCAUGAUGGCUCUGCAAAGCUGGCCGAAGAAGCAUGCUUAGUGAUUACACAGCUUAAAGCUGUUGGGGAGGUUCUGGAACGCUCGAUUCUCGGGAAUAUCUCCCACAUCAGAAGGGCGUCGACUAUGGAUUACUGGGCAUUCGCUGGCGAAGGGAAUGUGUGGUUUCCACUGGAACUGGGGAUUCUCUCUACUAGAAAAAGAGUAUUCUAUACUAGCGAUACUACGCCUAUCUAG